This is a messenger RNA of Pipistrellus nathusii (Nathusius's pipistrelle), 444 nucleotides long. Lineage: Eukaryota; Metazoa; Chordata; Mammalia; Chiroptera; Vespertilionidae. The record is from the annotation of a GenBank genome assembly.
AUGGCGGACAGCGGCCCCGCGGGGGGCGCGGCGUUGGCCGCCCCGGCCCCCGGGCCGGGAGGCGGCGGCCCAGGGCCCCGCGUCUACUUCCAGAGCCCGCCCGGCGCUGCCGGCGAGGGCCCGGGCGGCGCGGACGACGACGGCCCCGUGAGGCGCCAGGGGAAGGUCACGGUCAAGUACGACCGCAAGGAGUUACGGAAGCGCCUCAACCUGGAGGAGUGGAUCCUGGAACAGCUAACUCGCCUCUACGACUGCCAGGAAGAGGAGAUCCCCGAGCUGGAGAUUGACGUGGAUGAACUCCUGGACAUGGAGAGUGAUGAUACUCGGGCUGCCAGGGUCAAGGAGCUGCUGGUUGACUGUUACAAACCCACUGAGGCCUUCAUCUCUGGCCUGCUGGACAAGAUUCGGGGCAUGCAGAAGCUGAGCACACCGCAGAAGAAGUGA